Molecule: messenger RNA, 939 nt
Organism: Auanema sp. JU1783
Lineage: Eukaryota; Metazoa; Nematoda; Chromadorea; Rhabditida; Rhabditidae
Source: the annotation of a GenBank genome assembly
AUGGAAGUGAAUGGGACGGUGGUACAUCUCGUGCCAUUGCCAAUGACUUUUGCGACUCUGACUUUGUCGUUGUUCGGAUUUUUUGGGAACUUGCUCAUUGUAUUGUCUGCGGUUAUCUCCAAAAGUCUACAAAGUCGAUGCCAAAUAUGUAUUGCAAUACUAGCUGGUGCUGACAUGAUUGUCUGUGCAUAUUUGGUUCAAUUACGUGUUCUAAUGCUUAAUGGUUACUACAUGAUUCCAAACUCAUUUUGCUUUCUAUCAAGUAUUCAUGGGUUAUUCUUCUUAAAUAUACAGUCAGGAAUGGGAGUAGUGUUAGGCGUUGAUCGCGUUCUGGCUGUAUCAUUUCCAUUAAAAUAUGGAAAGAUAUCGCCAUUCAUUUACAUUUUGAUGGUCAUUAUCGUUAUAAUAUAUGCUACUGUUUUAACCUUAUUAGGGUUUUUUGAUAUGAAUGAUUCUAUUAUACCGAUUUGUUUGCCUCCCACAGCUUAUAGUCCAAAAUCGAGACUCAUAUGGAUUGGAGCAAGUUUCUUCUUAGCUGUAGUAGUUAUAAUUGUUUAUGGAAUAGCUCACAUAAUGUGUCAUCGAAUGAAAGCAAAAUAUACUCAAGAACCAAGUAUUGUAAGAGUUCGACGUCUUCUAUAUUCUCUAUCUCUGGUUGUCGGAGUGUACUUCUCAACCUGGUUUUUGACCGUUCUGGCUCUAAUGUGCACUCAGUUCUUGCCUAUGUCAAUCUCACUCGUGCAAUUAAUAAAUCAACAACUAGCUUGGCUUGUAAUCAUCAAUUCAUCAACAAACUUUCUCAUAUAUUUCUGGAGAUCUCCAGAAUACCGAAAAGCAUUUAUGUAUCUCUUGUCAAUUGGAUUUGCUCCACAUCCUAGUGGAUUGGACACCCGCGUCCGCACCUUGCCUAGCAAUCAAAGUUCUAACAGCCGUUUAUGA